GUUUGAUUGCCACUCUCGGCAGUGUUUGUCGUAAAAAUAAUGCGCGCUUUUGUUUAUUUCAAAAUAAAAACCAUUUUUGCCUUUCCCACCACUAAAAGAACGCAUUUGUGAUAAAGCUCCGAAGCAAAUAAUCAGCGGAGGCAAUUUAAUAUUGAAUAUAAAUCAAGAAGUUUGCUGGUGUUUCGCGAGUCGCAGUAAACCACAACAACAACAACAACAACCGAAACCUGCCUCACAGUACACACUCACACCACUACGCACUUCUAGAUACAUUUGUAUCUGAAGCGAUAACGUCACCGGUUCCCCCAAGUACAGUAUUAAAGUUAAUCCAAAAAGUGCUCGAAUCUUUCGUUUCCUCCGCUCUAUCCCGCAAAAUUAUUAUACAUCAGCAUAAAUUAUAAAUAAUAAUAAUAACAACAACAACUGAGGCCAAGGCUGACGUCCGAGAGCUUUGUGGAGGAGCCGUCAACAUUUGUGGUGCUGCCAACGCUGCCGCCACUGCCGCCGCUGUUGCCGCCGUUGCCGUUACAUCUCAGUUGUCGCAUAAAACCAAACAGAGAGCGACAAACCGAAACAGAAACUGAACAGCAAUUUACAUAGUUAUACAACGCAGCGCGUGCCUCGAGUGCAAAAAAUAGAAAUUAUACCAAAAACCCCACCGAAUCCCAUUCCGAAGCUCCCACUACUGCUACCAAUUCCAAAUUGUCCAAAAUGAAGCGCUUGAUGACCUGGGAGCGCGAUCUUGUGGAUGCCAUGUACGAGUACCGGCAGACACGCUUCAGUUCGCGGCGUGUGCGAAAACGUGUGGUCUUCAAGCACGGCGAGUGCAACGUUGUGCAGGGCAAUGUGGCCAAGAGGCGGCGACGAUAUCUACAGGAUAUCUUCACGACGCUGGUGGAUGCCCAGUGGCGCUGGACGCUGCUUGUGUUCGCCGCCAGUUUCGUCAUCUCCUGGGCCUUCUUCGGCUUCAUCUGGUGGAUCAUUGCCUACGCCCACAACGACCUGGAGUACAUCCUCCUGGAGGACAAAUCCCCCGAUCUGGUGGCCAACAUGACGCACACAGUCUGCGUCACUAAGGUGAAAAGCAUGAUGACGGCCUUCCUCUACUCCGUCGAAACCCAGACGACGAUAGGUUAUGGAAACCGCUAUGUGACGGAGGAGUGUCCGGAGGCGAUCUUCACCAUGUGCAUCCAGUGCAUUACGGGCGUGUUUAUCCAGGCCUUCAUGGUGGGCAUUGUGUUUGCCAAGCUGUCGCGUCCCAAGAAGCGAGCCCAGACACUGCUCUUCUCGAGGAAUGCUGUCAUCUGCCACCGGGAUGGUGUGCCGUGUCUGAUGUUCCGAGUGGGCGACAUGCGAAAGUCCCACAUCAUAGAGGCCCAUGUGCGGGCCCAGAUCAUCCGCAAGAAGGUGACAAAAGAGGGCGAGGUGCUGCCCUUUUAUCAGCAGGAGCUGCACGUCGGUGCUGAUGGUGGCGAGGAUCGAUUGAUGUUCAUAUGGCCCACCACCAUAGUCCACAAAAUCGAUCGAAACAGUCCGCUGUACAUGCUCUCCGCCUCCGACAUGCUUAAGGAACGCUUCGAAGUGGUGGUUAUGCUGGAGGGUGUCAUUGAAUCCACCGGCAUGACCACACAGGCCAGGAGCAGCUAUUUGCCAUCAGAGGUGCUGUGGGGUCAUCGCUUCGUCAACGUGGUGUCCUUCCGCAAGGAGACUGGCGAGUACGAGGUGGACUACACGCUCUUCAACAACACCUACGACGUGGACACACCAUUGUGCAGUGCCAAGCAGCUGGACGAGCUGAAGUCCGAGUACAGCAAGAGCGCCAAGAGCUGUGUCGGUCUGGGGGUAACUGCUCCAUUUGCGGAUCGCACGCUCUCGGCCAGCCUGUUCCAGCGCAUCGCCUCCGCCGCCUCUGUGGAUCACCUAGAUCCCGCCAGCGACGAGUCGCUCGACUCCGGCCGACUGCAAAUACGCUCCCAUUCCAUACCCAACGGCGUGUUGGCCAGCGAGCUGGAGCCGCUAAACAACAACAAACACGGCGCCUCGUUCACCAUGGGCGGUCUGACCAUCACGACGACGGCGCCCAGCAUACCCAACCUGUCCAGUAUUAAUGAGAAGACCAACUCCGGUCAUUCCAUAAACAGUAGCAGCAAUAACAGUCAAAACAACAGCCUCAGCGCGCUGAAUAUGGGAGGAGGAGGCGGUAGCCAAGCCAGCGGUCCCGGUGGUGGAGCCACCAUUGUCGCCGGCCUGGGUAACGGAGGUGGCCGACACAAGCAGUCGAAUCCCCGCCGGCUGAGCAUCAAGCAGGACCAGCUGCCCAUCGAUUCCAUUUGUUGAUAUUAUUAAUUGCGUGGAGAGCAAGUGCAGGAGUUGGAGCCCUCAAGUCCCUCGCCUCCCUGGCCACACCAAUUAACUGAAGUUGUAUUCUAGUUAAGCGUUAAGGCUCCUAUAUUGUAGUUCUAACUCAAAAAUAAGCUAAGCGAGAUUCCAUGGAGCUCAUCUGUCAUAGCCCUAGUGCUGCUGCAGCUGUGAAACCUCCCAAGAUUCCCAACACUUCCUGUUGAUGCUGAAGUGGAGGCAAUCGGAUUGUUGUCCACCAAACCCCUACCCAACCCCCAAGCCCCAAUUAAGCGAUUGUAUAUGCAUAGGCUAAGCUGAUCAAUGAUUGAAUUCACGUUGUUAGCUUUACUUGUAUUGAAUUUACUAUAGUUAAGUUACGAAUUGAUAUUACCGCAAAAGUAAGAUGUGAGACAUGUAGAAACCAAAAUGCUGCAACUUCCUCGUAAGCUUAGACCUCCUAGAGAAAUGUUAAUAUAGAUCAAAGAUUAUAAAAUAUUCAAAAAUUAUGCGACGAAGACGCAACGGAAUUGUGAAUUCCCUUUUACCGAUAAUAAUUGCGAAAAGAUGAGGGAACUUUUACACAAUAAUACCCACUGUUUCUAAAACACGAGCUUCAAUUAUAAAAAUGAGUGGACAAUAAGAUUGUAUGAGUAUGAAUGUAUAUUAUUUGUAAGUAAGAUCGAAAGACGGAGAUUUACCUAAAGAUGAAAAGAAAACUAAAA
Drosophila bipectinata is the source of this 3062-nucleotide messenger RNA. RefSeq names its product Inwardly rectifying potassium channel 1 (gene Irk1). Gene Ontology annotation, biological process: regulation of monoatomic ion transmembrane transport; potassium ion import across plasma membrane. Gene Ontology annotation, cellular component: plasma membrane. The record is from RefSeq and is a predicted model, not a curated record. Gene Ontology annotation, molecular function: inward rectifier potassium channel activity. NCBI's taxonomy places the organism in Eukaryota, Metazoa, Arthropoda, Insecta, Diptera, Drosophilidae.